CUCGAGGCGCCGCAGGCCCGAGCCCGGGCCGGGACGGGAAGUUUGGAGUGCCCUUCCUUCCUCUCCCUCUCCCCUUUCCCAGGCCCGUCGCCGGCAGGGCUCCGGGAAUCCCAGAAGCCGCCCUCCUGCUCUCGGCCCCAGGGCUCCCGGAGGGGCCUUUGCAUCUUGCAGGGCCUGGGAUCCCGGGCGGGUUCCGGCGGCGGCCGGGGCGGGGGUUGGGCGAGAGGAAGGGCCGCGAUGGAGGUGAGCGGGCCGGAAGACGACCCUUUCCUGUCGCAGCUGCACCAGGUGCAGUGCCCGGUGUGCCAGCAGGCGCUGCCCGCCGCCCACAUCAACGCGCACCUGGACAGAUGUUUGCUGCUGCACCCGGCCGGCCUCUCGGAGCCUGACGACGACGAGAGCCUCGGCUCCGCGGAGCCCGGGAGGAGGCCGAGCUCGCCGCCGCCGCCUCCGCCCCCGCCGGGCGGCUGCAAGAGGAGGCGCCUGUCCGGGGGCUCCCUGCGCCUACCUCCCGCCACCCCGACCGGCGAGAGCAGCGACGGCGAGGCCGACGAGCCGGACGAACCGGGGCCGCCCGACGGCAGGGAUCCCUACGACCGCUGCCCCAGCCCGUGCGCCGGCGCCCACGGCAUCCCCGCCUUCGCCCGGGGCCCGGCCGGGAGUCCGCUGCCCCUGCGGAGGAAGGUGUCCAGCAAAAGGCCAGUGGCGGCUGCAGCCUCUGCGUCCGCCGCCGCCUCCUCCUCGGCAGCCGCUGUCUCUGCAACCCCGAGGUGCUGGAAGGAGAGCGAGCGCUCCGAGGACGACGAGGAUGAAGACGACGACGAGGCGGCGGCCGCUGCUGCGGCGGCGGCGGUGGCGAUGGGCGGCGAGGACGACGACGAGGACCGAGAGGACUGGGAGGCCUCGGCGCCCUCCACCGCCACCUUCCGGGAGAGCGCCGGGCACCUGGGCCCCGGGCGCGCUCAGCCCCGGACCCCGGCCCGCGAGGAAAUCUGGCAGAAGCUGGUGGGCAAGCCUCUGGCCGACAAGAUGCGCCCCGCCACGCUGCAGGAGUACAUAGGACAGAACAAGGUGGUGGGCCAGGAGACCCUGCUGAGGUCCCUCCUAGAGUCCAACGAGAUCCCCUCCCUCAUCCUCUGGGGCCCUCCGGGAUGCGGCAAGACCACCUUGGCAUAUAUCAUAGCCAACAACAGCAAGAAAAAUAGCAUGAGGUUUGUGACUCUGUCUGCAACAAGCGCCAAGACAAGUGAUGUCCGAGAUGUCAUAAAACAAGCCCAAAACGAAAAGAACUUUUUCAAAAGGAAAACCAUCCUCUUUAUUGAUGAGAUUCAUCGUUUCAAUAAAUCUCAGCAGGACACUUUCCUUCCUCACGUGGAGUGCGGGACGGUGACCCUGAUUGGAGCCACUACGGAAAACCCUUCCUUCCAGGUCAACGCUGCACUUCUCAGUCGGUGCCGGGUGAUUGUCCUGGAGAAGCUCUCAGCAGAAGCAAUGAAAACAAUUUUAAUGCGAGCGGUCAGCUCCUUGGGGCUCCGGGUGCUGGACCAGGGCAGGCCCACGGACUCUGUGAGCCACGGCAACAGCAGCAGCUGCAGCAGCAGCAGUUCUGAAAACUGUGGUAGCACAUUUUGGGUGAGGAAUCGACCCCCAAUCUUUGAAAAAUGCCAGUUGAGUGGCACUCAGUGUCUGAUGCCCCCUGUGUACAUAGAGGACAAAGCUGUCAAUACUCUAGCUUAUCUCUGUGAUGGGGAUGCCAGGACUGGACUGAAUGGACUGCAGUUGGCAGUCCAGGCCAAGCUUGGCUCAAGGAAACCAUUUUGUAAGAAGACCGUACAAAAUUAUUCUGGUGAAGGAGUUUUAAUCACAGAAAAUGAUGUGAAGGAAGGCCUGCAGCGAUCCCACAUUUUGUAUGACCGAGCAGGCGAAGAGCAUUAUAACUGUAUCUCUGCACUCCAUAAGUCCAUGCGUGGCUCAGACCAGAAUGCUUCACUCUACUGGCUUGCCCGAAUGCUUGAAGGGGGUGAAGACCCACUGUAUGUAGCCAGGAGACUGGUGAGAUUUGCCAGUGAAGACAUAGGCCUGGCAGAUCCUUCUGCGUUGACCCAAGCAGUGGCUGCUUACCAAGGCUGUCAUUUUAUAGGGAUGCCAGAAUGUGAGGUCCUUCUAGCACAGUGUGUGGUUUAUUUUGCCAGAGCCCCAAAGUCUAUUGAAGUGUACAAUGCCUACAACAACGUCAAAGCCUGCUUGAGAAACCACCAGGGUCCUCUUCCACCUGUCCCCAUGCACCUGAGAAAUGCACCCACCAGGCUCAUGAAGGACUUGGGCUAUGGCAAAGGCUACAAAUAUAAUCCUGCCUACAAGGAUCCCGUGGAACAGGAAUAUCUGCCUGAAGAAUUGAGAGGAAUAGACUUCUUUAAGCAAAAACGGUGCUGAACUUUAAGAUGUUCUAAAAGGGAGGGCCAAGAAGGAAGAGCCCCUGGUUUUUUUUUUUGUUUUGUUUUUUUGUUUUUUUAGUUUGUUGCCUGUUUGGGAGGGUGGGAGGGUAGGGGAUGGUUAAAUUAUCAACAGUUUGUGCCAGGACUUUAACUCCUUCAAAUGGGAGGCAAAAUUACUUCCGUGACCAAAUGCCUGACCUUGAAGUGCUGUUCAUUUGUACUCUGCAAAGCAAUGCUAAGGAAAGAAACUGGCAGCCAUGUGCAAUGAGUGAGUGUCAGUCAGUAAGGAGCUAGCUAUUUUGUCAGAGUAUUUAAGUUGCAGAUUCAUUUUGUAAUUCAGUUCAGUAGUAUGAUAGUUGUUUUCCUUUUUUAAAAGUGUAUAUUCUGGGUAAUUUUAACUGUUAAGAAAAAAAAAAUUACGAUUUAAUACUGCAUAGUGUUUUAAGUAUUUUUUUUAUAUGGAAAGGUCUUAUGAACCAAUAAAGCUAUUUCAAAGUA
Messenger RNA from Trichosurus vulpecula (common brushtail), 2933 nucleotides. RefSeq names its product WRN helicase interacting protein 1 (gene WRNIP1). The coding region runs from base 238 to 2433 and encodes 731 amino acids. The transcript has 8 exons. Lineage: Eukaryota; Metazoa; Chordata; Mammalia; Diprotodontia; Phalangeridae. Gene Ontology annotation, biological process: DNA-templated DNA replication; DNA repair; regulation of DNA repair. Gene Ontology annotation, cellular component: nucleus. The record is from RefSeq and is a predicted model, not a curated record. Gene Ontology annotation, molecular function: enzyme activator activity; ATP binding; single-stranded DNA helicase activity.